This is a messenger RNA of Carassius gibelio (silver crucian carp), 4538 nucleotides long. It is a transcript of the gene peli1b, whose product is annotated as pellino E3 ubiquitin protein ligase 1b. The transcript is spliced from 7 exons. The coding region runs from base 492 to 1769 and encodes 425 amino acids. Gene Ontology annotation, biological process: regulation of Toll signaling pathway; protein K48-linked ubiquitination. The record is from RefSeq and is a predicted model, not a curated record. Gene Ontology annotation, molecular function: protein binding; ubiquitin protein ligase activity. NCBI's taxonomy places the organism in Eukaryota, Metazoa, Chordata, Actinopteri, Cypriniformes, Cyprinidae.
CACUAAAAUACAAAACACCACCACCGUCCGUUUACAGUCUCUCUAGAAGCAGCCGGCGGACAACACCAUUUUACAAACGUUAUUGUUUGUUCCGACCCUCUAUGUUUCUUCCGAGACUGACUGAGAUCACGUCGCAUUUAACGGGAAAAAUAUUAUUUUUGUUUGAAUUUUAAGGAUAACUGUCAACACCUGCCUUUGUUAGCAAGUUAGCCUCGCGUGGCUCCUCAUCCUUAAUUCUCUCUCUCUGUUAUAUUCUGGUUUGUUUUAUUUUCUUUGACCAUUUAUUCAGUCAAACAGCAGUUGUAGCUACACCCGUGCUAACGGAGCAGCUCUUUGUUCGUGCUUCGGAAAACACCAGCACCGCCUUGCAGUGAUGAUGAGGAUAAUGAUGGUUAUGAAGAGGAGACAGAGCUGAGAGCUGAGUGUGUGUGGUUGUGUUGCGUUCACACUGGGAGCAGGAAGAACCCCCCUCCCCCACACACACUGCAUCCAUGUUCUCCCCCGACCAGGAAAACAUCUCCACGUCGUCAACCAAAGUGCCAGUCAAAUAUGGAGAGCUCAUUGUGCUUGGGUAUAAUGGCUCUCUACCCAACGGGGACCGCGGCAGAAGGAAGAGCAGGUUUGCACUCUCCAAAAGACCAAAAUCCAAUGGCGUCAAACCCAGCACUGUACACGUAGCCUGCACUCCACAGGCUGCCAAGGCCAUAAGUAACAAGGAUCAGCACAGUAUUUCCUACACGUUGUCCCGUGUACAGACAGUGGUGGUGGAGUACACUCAAGACAGCAAUACAGACAUGUUUCAGAUUGGCCGCUCAACCGAGAGUCCUAUAGAUUUUGUGGUGACUGACACGGUUCCCGGGAGUCAGAGCAACUCUGAUACUCAGUCCGUUCAGAGCACCAUAUCUCGCUUCGCAUGCCGGAUCAUGUGUCAGCGAACACCCCCUUAUACCGCCCGCAUCUAUGCCGCCGGAUUCGACUCCUCCAAGAACAUCUUCCUAGGGGAGAAAGCCGCAAAGUGGAAGACAUCGGAUGGCCAGAUGGACGGUCUGACUACUAACGGCGUGUUGGUAAUGCAUCCUCGCCUUGGUUUCACAGAGGACUCCAAACCUGGUGUGUGGAGAGAGAUUUCAGUGUGCGGAAACGUGUUCACCCUGAGAGAGACACGCUCUGCUCAGCAGCGAGGGAAAAUGGUGGAGAAUGAGACUCAAGAGUUAGUGGAUGGCUCUCUGAUCGAUCUCUGUGGAGCGACUCUCUUGUGGCGUACUGCAGAAGGGCUUUCCCGCACUCCCACCGUCAAACACUUGGAGGCGCUCCGGCAAGAGCUGAACGCCGCUCGUCCCCAGUGUCCCGUGGGUUUCAACACCCUCGCUUUCCCCAGCAUGCGGCGGAAGGACAUCGUGGAUGAGAAGCAACCCUGGGUCUACCUAAACUGCGGUCACGUUCACGGCUACCACAACUGGGGCAACCGUGACGCAGAGCGAGACGGCAGGGAGGGCCGUGAGCGGGAAUGUCCCAUGUGCCGAGCUCGUGGGCCGUAUGUGCCACUGUGGCUGGGCUGCGAGGCAGGGUUUUAUCUGGAUGCAGCCCCUCCUACUCACGCAUUCAGUCCGUGCGGUCACGUGUGCUCAGAAAAAACAGCAGCUUAUUGGAGUCAAAUCCCUCUUCCUCACGGAACGCACACCUUCCACGCAGCCUGUCCUUUCUGCGCCCAGCAGCUCAGUGGCGAGCAGGGAUUCAUCAGACUGAUCUUCCAGGGGCCUGUGGAUUAAACACACCUGCCCAUUUGACAAACAUUAGUCAGGCAUUUCUGUUUUUACUUAGAAUUUGAUUUUAUAAAGAUGACAUUUUCUGCACUCUCAGACUGUUCCUCCCUUUCUGGUUUGUAAGUGACCUUUAUAAUGAUUUUCAAAUACCGAUAAGAAACAAAAGUAUAUAUUUUCAAAUAAAAUUAUUAUAAAAGCGAAAAAAAAAAAAAAAAAAAAACAUUAGACCUCUGCAGAAGAGAAGAGCACAUGCACACCCAGAUUUGAGCAUUCUGAUUGGGUGGCUCUGCGAUUCAUUUGAAGCAGUGGGCGUGGCCGUUACAGAUGGUGACCUGUACAGUGUUUAUUUACUACUUAACAGUAAUACUCAGCAUUAGAGGGGCAAUACACCAUCCAUGUAUGUUUAUGAUGAGCUUACAGACGAGUCUAUCUGUACUCUAUACAAUAUUUCACAGCAUUUCAUAAACCGUAAACCGUUUUCCAUAUAUGUCUAUAACUUAAAAAAUACGUAAUGUUUUUUUAUUUAUACACUAUCAAUGUUUAUCAAAGAUAAAAUUUAUAGGUGUGUUUUUGGGGAGUUAAGUUCUAUGUAGCUGUUUUUUGUUUUCUCUUUAUUGUGAGUCUCUUCCAUUUGUAGGCUUCACUAUAGCAUUCAGAUUUUUCCUCUCUUGUUCUCAUAUAUGUAGGUAACAUGAUUGUGUGAGUGAAAUCUCUGCAAUCGUGGACCAAUGAGGUCAUGCUCAGAGAAAUGUUCUUGCUGAACUCCAGAAAGCUCAAGAGGCCUAAGAAUCUUCACCUCCCUUUAAGCACAGGCAAAAACCACAUGCCCUGACAAUGAGUGGUCACAAAAUUGUGUGUGCUUAAGUGUCCUUGUAAGGUCCCUGUUUUCUGUUUGAGUCUUUUCUAUGUAGAUGACUACCCUUGUUUGGAUAUUUUGGGGACGCUGGGAAGUAAUUUCCAUCUGUAUAGUGCAAAAAGCAGCACUAACCUCUGGAAAACCCUUUACCUCUUUUAUAGGUCAGUUUUAGUCUAUCUUAAUUUGCAAAUUGAGAUGUGAUUAGUUUUGUACCUAACAGCUACUGGGACUUUGAUUGCAGUAGAAAGGGUCAUUUUCUCCAUGUUAAGUUUAAAACCAAUAUUAAACAAUAUUUUCACAAUACAUGACACUCCCGUGAGCAAGAAACUAAAUAGUUAAUACUUACAAUGCCAUUCAAAGUUUGGGGCCAGUAAGACAUUUUUAUUUUUUUCUCAGUACUUUUAUUCAGCAAUGAUGUUUAAUUGUUCAAAAGUGACAGGAAAGAAAUUUGUUACAACAGAUUUCGAUUUCAAAUACAUGCUAUUAUCCUUAACCCUAACCCUUUCUAUUUAAAAAAAAAAAAAAAAAAAAGAAAUCACAAAAAUAUUAAGCAGUACAAAUGUUUUUAACAUUCACAAUAAGAAAUCUUUCCUGGGCACAAAAUCAGCAUAUUAGUAUGCUUUCUGAAGGUUCAUGUAACACUAAAGACUGGAGUAAUGGCAGCUUAGCCAUCACAGGAAAAAAUUACAUUAAAAUAUUAAAACUAUGAAAGUUUAAUCACACAAAUGCAGCUUUUGUAAGCUUAAGAGAUGUCGAAAAUCCUGCUGACCUCAAACUUUUGAACGGUAGUGUUUUUCAAAAGCCAUAUGACCUGUUUAUUCUGUGGAAGACGAAAAGGGAUUCAUAUAGCAGUCCACGCUGCUCUUUUCCAUACAGCGUGAUACAAGCUUAAAUGUCAGUCUAUUCCUCACAAAUCGUAUAUAUAUAUAUAUAUAUAUAUAUAUAUAUAUAUAUAUAUAUAUAUAUAUAUAUAUAUAUAUAUAUAUAUAUAUAUAUAUAUAUAUAUAUAUAUAUACUUUUUUCAGUGAAUUUAAGGUCCCCUAGAAAAAAUGAACUUUUUUGUGUAUGUAUAUGUGAUGAGUAUGCUAAUAUAUUUGAAUUUGUAAUGACAUUUUUGACUGUUUGAUUUCAUGUACAUGCUGUGGUAUGUACUGUGUGAAUGUUAAAUGUGCUGUACUGUGUUACAUGUAAGAAUCUGGAGAGCGUUCGCUGAGUCUGAAGGGUCGAGAAUCCCAGGACUGUGUGUGAAGUGGAUUCUCUGCCUGAGGAGUCCAAGCUCGACUUCCAGAGAUCAUUCAGUUCCUGCUGUUCUGAACAGCAACCAGACAUGGCAUACUGGUGCAGUUUUCACCUCAGGGAGUUUCCUCCAUCCUGACCACCAGGGCAUGUGUUCAUGAAGUAUUUCAGAUCCAGACAGUUGUUCUGGUCUUUUGUGUGUGGGGAGAUCUAGACCACACUCUACUCAAAGUGCUACGAGCGAAUAUGAAGCUUAAUCAUGCAACAGACAUAACUCUUAACCUUAUUUUUUAUUUUUUUUUAGGAUGCUUCAUUAGCUAAAUAAUUCUCCAUGUGCUCGUGUUUGUUCCCCCCCCCCCCCCCCCCCCAAGUAUUGAGCAAACACACUAGAUUUGUUAAGACACAUUUGAGUUUUUAAGGUCAUCACUCUUUUGUCUCUGUAGAGACGGCAGAUAUAAAGGGCUUUUUUAUUUUCAUUUUCUGUUUGUUUGUUUGAGUUCUUUGACAUGUCUCUUGUCACUUUGGUCUAACCAGUCUGCAUGAUCCUAGUAUGUCUGUGUGUGUGUGUGUGUGAAAGGGAGUGCCUGUUCUGGAAAAUUAGAAAACAUAAAGGCAAAUGCUGAGAAUGUUUCUGAUUUACCAUUUUGUACCAACUUUAAACUAAUAAAAUUUUAAAAAGCAUA